AUGAUGCAACAUCUAUUUAUUUCAUUUUCAUCAACAACAAAAGAAGUGACCAAUAGCCAGUGGAUAAAAGUACUGCUAACUGUGUGCUUCUUACCGUUUUGUACUGCGGUGAAAUGUUUGGAUUGUGUUGGUAAGGAUUGCAUGGGAACAUUCUGUGAAGGUGAUUAUUGUAUUCUUGGGACAUAUGCGCCACGAUGGGGAACUGUUGAAUGGGGAGAACCACGUACUGUUAAAGGUUGUCUGAGUGGACGAAUGCUGGAAAAAGAUAUCAGAAAUCAUUGCGAAACUGCUGAUAAAGAUGGCAAGGAACCUUUUACUUGUUUUUGUGAUCGAGACUACUGCAAUAAUGACAAAGCGAUCCGACGAUUAGAAACUUCAACGGUACCACUUAUCACGUGCGUGUGUAAAGGGGCUCAUUGUGAGAGUAAAACUUGCAUAGGUGAAAUGUGUUCCUACGUUAUCAAUCAUCGCACUAAAAAAUCUGAGCAGGGAUGUGUGAAUGCCUCAGUACCGUUAAUCGAGAGGAGGUCAUCUGAUUCUUGCAUGAUUCCACCUAUUACCGGUGCCAUGCAUCAUACUGUUUCCAAGGAUCCACAUGAAUUACUUGCAACAGAAUCGUGUGUAUGCAUGACUGAUUACUGUAACAGUGAGAAACCGGAAAUUACGCAACCGGAAAAAAUGAAAUGUCAGACAUUUGUUACAUUAGAAGCAAUGGGAACUAAGGUGUCAUCACGAAAUACAACCUGCACCGGUGAAUUCUGUUUCAAAGCUUCCAUCAAAAGUAAGCUUGGACAUAUGACAGAAUAUAAAACAAUGGGUUGUGCAUCAUUUCUAGACGGAGCUGAACUUGCCGAAGAAUUGCAACCAACUGGCUGCGCACGAUUUGAAUCUGAAAAAGUGGAAGUUGAAUCGUGUUUUCAGACCAACGACAGGCGUGCAAUAGGAAGAGCUCGAGCAAAUCAAGAAACCGUUUUACCAAAAGGGAAAAGCAAAGAGUUAAAAUAUAGGAAAACGAUAAAAAAGCCGCCUAAAAUAGAGAUAGAUUAUGAAGAUGAGGAGAGAGAAAAGGAAGAAAGAGAGGAGGAAAAGGAGGAAGAGGAGAAGGAAUCGAGGAAGAAACAAAAAGGUCAAGAUCGUAAGGGAGGAAGGGGAAAAGAAGACAAGAAGGAUGAGGAAGAUGAAAUUGAGAGUGAGGAAUACGAGGACGAAGGGAAGAUGAAUAGUAAAAAGGAGAAAGAAAAAAGCAAAGGAAGUGCAGAAAAUGGAAACGAGGAGGAGGAAGAGGAGGAAGAGGAAGAGGAGGAAGAUGAGGAGGAUGAAGGAGAGGAAGAGAAUAGCGAAAAGAAUGAAAGAAAGAUUAAAAAUAGUAAGGAGGAGACAACCACAACAUAUUUCAUAUUUGAGAAGCCAACAGAACCAGCGAUUCCGGAUGAUUCGAAUAUAACACUGAUAACAGUAUUCAUUUUACUUAUGGUACUGAUAGUAAUGUCUGGUGCGGUGUGGAAAUUUCAGUUACAUAAGCGAUUAUUUCGCGCAAAUUACGACACUGUAGCGGGCGGAUAA
This is a messenger RNA of Acanthocheilonema viteae, 1563 nucleotides long. Lineage: Eukaryota; Metazoa; Nematoda; Chromadorea; Rhabditida; Onchocercidae. The record is from the annotation of a GenBank genome assembly.